AUGGCAGCGGGCGAGGGCCGGGAGGAAAUGGUGGGGAUCUUCUUGCGCAAUAUCCCUGCGAAGUGUGACCAGGGAAUCUUGUGCAGUUUCCUCCACACAAAGGGUCUCACAGAUUUUGAGAUCGAGAUGGCGCUUUUUCCAGAUGGCAAGUCACGGGGAUUUGCUGUGAUCCAUUGCUGCCAAACGUGUGUUCAGACGUUCGUCGGCAAAGUUCACGGAGAGUUCGUCCCGGGUUUCGGAAAGACAACUCCACUUUACUGCGAAGCAUUCCGCGGCAAAGGCCCCCGGAGAUUCCGUCAGAGCACAUGCGUCCUACUUGGAGAGCCGGCACUGCCCGUCACGCCCGGACCCUGUGGAUGUCAGACGAGCGCUUUCAAUCCAAAUACCAUGGAGGCAGGUCAUGUUGAGCCGACUGCAUCGCCGACUGCUUCAGGCAGUCCUUCAGAGACCGUGGACCUGCGGCCAGCUUGCACGAUAGUAUUAAGCGCCGAGGGGAAACUCAGCUUUUUCCUCUAG
Symbiodinium necroappetens is the source of this 516-nucleotide messenger RNA. The record is from the annotation of a GenBank genome assembly. NCBI's taxonomy places the organism in Eukaryota, Dinophyceae, Suessiales, Symbiodiniaceae.